AGUAUUAAAAAAAAACUUAAGAAAUACGAAUCUGUAAAUCAUCGUUUUGUGUAGAAAUUGAAGUUGGCCUUAUUCGUUAAACAUUGUGAAUCGCUUCAAAAACAAAAAGUCUUAUAGCUAGAUCCAGUAAUAAAAAUCAACAAAUUAGAUGAAUAACAAAUGAAUAUAAAUUCUAAAUGAGUCAUAUGUUUAGGUUGGGGGGCGUGCGCAGCUCGGGAGAAAGCGUUCAUUGAGCCUACGUCACUGCGUAUUGGUUCCGCUGCUCGUUUCUUAAUUUUUUACGCAAGCUGGGUCAUUUAUUUUAACUUGAUCGUUUUAGUUUUUACGGUACGAAGUUUUGUUUUAGCAUUGUGAUUUUGGGUCACGCAUAAAAAAACACGAAUGUCAAAAGACUCUUCGUUUUUAUCGGACUCCGAACCAAGCAACGCCACUAUCCGGCGAUGUAUUCUUUUGUUAACAAUUUCUUACCAAAGCUAUUUCUCAUCUGUGUUAUUUUUUAAUUAACGCGAUUGUUAUCAAAAAAUAAAUCGAUGUUGUCUUCAUUAGAAAACGACGUAUGACGUAUAUGUGGUCGUGUGCGUAUCACGUGAAACGUCGGUCACUAGGCAACGACCGCGUAGCUGACGUUCUACAAAACAACAAACAUUCGUUUGACGAGCCGCUGGAUGAGACGGUUGCGAUCUUCAGACUUGCCUUUACAUUUCUUGACUUUUAUUGAACAGUUCAUUUCGUUAAUUCAUUCGUUGAACAAUACAUUUUCAUCUGAAUUACUGUGUGUGUCCUGUAUUUUGUCUUGUUUUAACAUUUCUUGCGAGUUGGUUAUUUUUACAGGUCAGAUGACAUCGUUCGUCGGAGGAAGCUGUCGUGCGGCUGGCGUACCGAGGGACCAGAUCGCCUCGUUGUUCGUGGGGGACCUUCAUCCAGAAGUGUCCGAGUUCGAUCUCCAUCAGACGUUCAGCCCGUUCGGUCCGAUCCAGUCCGUGCGGGUCUGCAGAGACAGGUUGACUCGGCGAUCCCUGCGGUAUGGUUAUGUUAACUUUGUUAACCUCGCCAAUGGUAAGUUGUCUCUCCAUUCUUCACCUUGACAUCUUGGUAAACACAUUUUGAAUUGAAAUUUACAGCCUCGUGUAUUUUCCUGCUCGAAGUUGUUUCCUGUAAAUCGUCUUUAAAUUGAGCUCCGUGACGUGUGCCGUAUAAAUAAACUUGCAAUGUCUUGUCUCUUAUCAACUCUUGUCUUUCAGCCGAGAGUGCCAUGGACAACCUGAUGUGCCAGGAUCUUCUGGGCAGACCCAUGCGGAUCAUGUUCUCCCAGCGUGAUUCCACGCUGCGGACGACUGGGGUCGGGAACAUCUUCGUCAAGGGUCUGGCCAGCAGCAUCGAUGGUGCCCGCCUUCAUGACAGCUUCUCGAUUUUUGGGAAGAUCCUGUCCUGCAAGGUGGUCUGCGAUGCGAACGGAUCCAAAGGUUACGGAUUCGUCCACUUUGCCACCUUCGAAGCGGCAGAGAAGGCCAUCAAAGCGCUUGAUGGCAUGUUGUUGGACGACCAGCUAGUGUCCAUUGGCCACUUUAAGACCUUUGAAGAGCGUCGCGUUGAGCCGCAGGUCGUGGCUCAGGACAACGAGCGGCGCUACCCGGUACCCAAACCCUUUGAUCACUUAACAAAUCUUCAGUGA
Messenger RNA from Triplophysa dalaica, 1672 nucleotides. Its product is annotated as polyadenylate-binding protein 1A-like. Gene Ontology annotation, molecular function: poly(A) binding; mRNA 3'-UTR binding; poly(U) RNA binding. The transcript has 3 exons. Gene Ontology annotation, cellular component: nucleus; cytosol; ribonucleoprotein complex. The record is from RefSeq and is a predicted model, not a curated record. Lineage: Eukaryota; Metazoa; Chordata; Actinopteri; Cypriniformes; Nemacheilidae. The coding region runs from base 1253 to 1672 and encodes 139 amino acids.